CAACGGUCGCUCCAUCGUUUUCGCUGGAAAAAAGUUUAUUAAAACGCGUUAAAACUAUUGUAAAAUAAAGUGUUGUUCAAGAAAAAUUGUUAUCUGCUAGUGGUUUGCCGAAAAUGGCAGACGAUAGUUUCGAGUUCAACAUAUCACGGUUCAUCGACGAGCAAAAAAGAUUGCUAGCACUUGAGCGGGAACGGUUUGCCAUUGAGAAGAAUAACAUUCUGGAACCGGAAAACGUUGGUUCUCCUUCGGUGGCCACGGUGCUUAGUCCGGUUGUGGUGCGGGAUGUGAAGCAAACCAAAAAAGAGCACAACGAUCGAUUGGUGGCUGCGAGGGGCGCGAUAGCAAAUGGGGUUGUUUCAAACGGCUUGGGGAAAGAAAAUAAUCGUCCCUCCGGGGAGGAGCCGUGUCCAGUGGAAAAGUUGAUGCAUGUGGAUGGUGAUAAAAAUGAAUUGGGAUUGCGUCGGAACAAUCACCGGAAUUCGAACGAAAAACGCGCUUCCCUAUUGAACAGUUCAAAGAAUGACGGGAAUGCAGCUGGAUUGGUGGACCAGUCACCCGAUAAUGCUUCAAAGCAACAGGAUGCGAUGGAACAGUGGGUCUCCGAUACAUUCUUUUCGUACUUCCCGAGCUUCAACAAAAACACAAACGAGAAGAAAUCGAUGCUCUCCAAGGCGCGCCAGGCAGACUAUCAAGAGUAUCUGAAAAAUGUAAUUUCCCUUGCUAAUGUGAUCCCUCAGGUCACAACUAAGCAUCAACAGUACAUGGAAAAAUACGGAAAUCAGGCCGUGCAAACAGAAUUCGACAAGGACCUGAGCCCAAAAAUCAUCAGCCCCAAGACCCAAAAAGCUGGCCCAAGUAUGGGUACCUCCAUCAACAACAACAGCAACAGCAAUAAAACCAACGGACAUUCUACCGGUCAUGAAAAAAGUCUGGGCUUCCUCAGUCCAACAUCCGGUGGCAUCAAGACGAUCACCAACACGGCCACCAAUCCGAUCCUGAAGAGCUCGAUUGCUGGCAACGACCCAAGCUCGUACGUCCGCAAAGGUAGCCCGCGUGAAAAGUUGAUUCAAGAUCUGAACCAUACUGACCUGUCCACCAUUCUCAAUACAGACACCAUCGAUCGGCGGAACCGGCUGCUGGCGGAAGUAGGUCCCACUAAUAGCAACUCGAUCUCUACCCAGAAAUACAUUCCUACUAACGAGCGGGGAACGCUACUGCUCAAUGAGGAAAGCCGACGAAAGCUGGAAUAUCAGCGCGAGUUGAUUAAGCAGAUCGAAGAAAAGCGUAAAGAGGUUGAACGACUUCGGGAGAAGGAAAAACUCGAGGAAGAAAUGCUGACCAGUCGUUUAGAGCAGCAGUUGAAAACUAUGCAACUUGAGGAGGAAUUGGAGCGGGAGAAACAACGCAGCGAAAAGAUUCGUCUAACCAACGAACAGAACCACAUUCGUCGGCUGCAACUACUCUCCAAGCUAGAGAACGAUCACAAGCUGUACAACCCUUACGAUGACCACCGGAAGACGCUGUCCGAAAAUGGCAAGGAAGUCUACAUAGACCCCGCUCAGACACUGUCGGAGGACAAGGAAAAGGUCUAUCGAUAUUUCAGCAACUCGGCUCAGAAUGUGGCUUCCGGUUUCUUGUCCUCCAGCAUUUCCUCGGAGAUGGAAUACGACGAAUCGUCCAAUGAAUCGCGGGCUAGCUACGAACGGUAUCAGUAUUGCAAAAAUUGUCGAGCGGACAUUGACCGGUCAUUUAUGCCGCGGGACUCGAGAAACGGAGGCCAUUAUCACCAUAAGGCAACUCCAAAAACCCAACGGAAGGUCGACGAUCACUGCCUCAAUUGCCAAAAACGAUUGGAAAAACUUUGUAUCAAAUGUGAACGGGUUAUGAAGCGGUCAAACAAACAACGUUCUUCUAACCUUUGCAACUUCUGUCAGCAAUCAGCCGACAAUAGUCGACUUCAACGGGAAGCUCAAUCCGAACUAAAAAGGCAACGUCAUAAGCAGCUGCUCCGUUCUUUGGAAAGGGACCACGAAGAAACACAUCGUGGGUCGGUUUCGCCUCCAAACCCCUACAAAAUCAUUGACAUUCAGUACCACGAGAGUGACAAUGACCAAGACCUCUCGGUUCUAAAUCCGGUCAUCGUUCGGAAAAACUACCGGAAACCUUACUCGAUGAACAUCGACAAGGAAUCGCUCUUCCAUCCGAGCAAAAAGACGCCGGAUCCGAAAGUUUCCGUUAACAUCCGCAACGGGGAGGUGUUCGUGGACAACAAAAUCAAACACAUCCCAGUGCCGGUGGACGAUACGAUGGAUGACAUAACGACGGACGAAAUGGACGACCGGAUAUCGAAGUACGUGAAGCACUACAACACCCUGUGGAUGAAGCGGGGUAACGGGAGCAGGAAGAACAAUCUACAGAAACAAGUGAGCAUUUCCAGCAAACUGCCGCCACUUUCGCCACCGAAAGUGUACAUCAGCGAUCGGCCGGACAACUUGAAGAGCGAAGCCAUGAAGAACACCGAGAAGAAGUGGGAUAUUCCCGCCGUCGAACGUACCCGGCUGUCUCCGGGAUCACCGCGGGUCCUCACCCAGCUGGGCGCCAUCCGGAAACAGCUGCAACUGGAACAGUUGCAGAUGGACCAAACCUACACCAAAACGCACCACCCCAACCAAGGGCGGCACCAUAAUAGUGGGGGCAACAGCCCCGCAAAUCACCCAGCAAUCCGCAUCAACCACCACGAUAACAGUAGCAGCAACAACGACAAUGGCGACGAUGAUAACAACUAGCGACGAAGAUAGUCCUCUGCGACGGAAGUCUUCCGGGAUACCGAAGGACAACCGCAGGGGAUGCGGCCAUUGGGAAAUGGUCCACGUUAUUUGUGCCUUCUGUUGAAUUUGAACAAUGCUAGACUUAGAUAAGAGGAACCAUUACCUGGUGUAUUGUAACUUGAAACCGUCCUUCUUCCUUUCUUUGACUCUCUAUAAGAUAGAAAUUAUGUUUUAUUGUUAAACUAGACUAGACUAUAAAAGCUAUAAAAGCGAAAAUAUUUCCGUUUUUCUAUACAUGAAACCAACAAUACAAUUCA
Uranotaenia lowii is the source of this 3085-nucleotide messenger RNA. Its product is annotated as probable serine/threonine-protein kinase cdc7. Bases 114 to 2786 code for a protein of 890 amino acids. NCBI's taxonomy places the organism in Eukaryota, Metazoa, Arthropoda, Insecta, Diptera, Culicidae. The transcript is spliced from 8 exons. The record is from RefSeq and is a predicted model, not a curated record.